AUGGCUGUACAACCGGGAAAGGUGUUGGCUGAGCAGUUCAGCAGACAGGGUAUACAGUACGAGGAGUCAACCGACGUUCUUUGGUGUUCAUUGUGCACUAAAGCAGACAGUUUGGAGAUCAUUAGCAGAGCAACGGUUGAGGAUGUGCUAGAGCACUGUCGGUUAAGACAACACCUACUUCUAAUGGAAAAAGAAACUGUGAAAGAGCACUAUUGCCCCGUGGAGAUAAAUGGCCGCAGUUUUCUUUUGGACCAUAACUGCGUUUAUCCAAGCACUAUGUUCGGAAAAGGAAGGAUGCUACUGGACGAUACACUGGGAUGUGUAAUGACCGAGGAUGUAUGCGGCGGUGUAAAGUUGCUUCCCCGUCAUAAGUACACUGUUGUCGAGAUUGUUAUACCUCCAGCAGGUACCCCGAUACCGAAGGAUCCAUCAUAUUACGUUGAGAGGCCGGUCCGUUCCCGGAAGUGCCAUGAAAAAUUUGACAGCUGGAUUCAGGUACAUAACUCCUCGGUAGAAGGUGAGUCAGCCUUGAUGAAGCGUCGGCGGAUCGCAUUCUCCCAGCUGAACAUGUAG
Messenger RNA from Trypanosoma brucei brucei TREU927, 573 nucleotides. RefSeq lists its product as hypothetical. Bases 1 to 573 code for a protein of 190 amino acids. The transcript has a single exon. NCBI's taxonomy places the organism in Eukaryota, Euglenozoa, Kinetoplastea, Trypanosomatida, Trypanosomatidae. The record is from RefSeq and is a predicted model, not a curated record.